AUGAAUCAGAGACCAAAAAAAGAGCGCACAGGUCUUAAAGCGUUCAGCACUAUGAUACUUUCCAUCCUGCAAAAAGAGAAAUCAAUAGAAUAUACGAAGGUAGCUGACAUAAUUAUGGCGAUGUCCGAGGGAACGGGAGACGAUAAGAAUGUCAAAAGACGUGUCUACGAUGCUCUGAACGUAAUGUGUGCUGUGGAUCUCGUCAGAAAAGACAGGAAGAUGGCAUAUCUUACGGAUAAUCAGCUGUGCUCGUGCGAGAUGGAGGUGGAGAAGCGACUGAUCAAGCUGGGGCAGUCCAUAAUAUCGACGCCAAAGCUCCGAGAAAGAGUGGAGGAAAAAAGAAGAGUGCUGGAGGAAACAAUAAAAAGAAAAGAGCUGCUGGUGAGGCUGAUAGAAAGGAACAAACAAAGGGAGUAUUUGGAAGAAAAAGAAAAGCUGCAUCUUCCCUUCAUUUUAAUUAGCACAAAGAAAAAGUCGAGAAUCGACUGCGAGACAAAUGAUAAAAGAUCCUACUUCAAGUUCAUCUUCACGAGCCCGUACAAAAUAUACGAAGACGUGCACAUUCUCAAGCAAAUAUUUGGAGAAAAAGAAGCUAGAGCAGAAGUGAGGGAAAGCAGGCCAUUUGGCGACUUUGUGGACACCCUGCAGACAGAGAACAUGCCAGAGCCCACACACCACGCACCAAACCCCCAGUGGCUCCCAAAGGCUGAGAUAGAGAGGAUAACGCCCGGGAGCCCCCUAGGAUCCAGCUACAUUUUUACAGAAGAUGACGAUUGGCUCAAUCUCUACAACUUUUUAAAUUAA
Nematocida minor is the source of this 804-nucleotide messenger RNA. RefSeq names its product transcription factor Dp-1. The transcript has a single exon. Gene Ontology annotation, molecular function: DNA-binding transcription factor activity, RNA polymerase II-specific; RNA polymerase II transcription regulatory region sequence-specific DNA binding. Gene Ontology annotation, biological process: regulation of cell cycle; regulation of transcription by RNA polymerase II. The record is from RefSeq and is a predicted model, not a curated record. Bases 1 to 804 code for a protein of 267 amino acids. Gene Ontology annotation, cellular component: transcription regulator complex; nucleus. Lineage: Eukaryota; Fungi; Microsporidia.